Messenger RNA from Drosophila bipectinata, 1345 nucleotides. RefSeq names its product magnetosome-associated protein MamJ. The record is from RefSeq and is a predicted model, not a curated record. Lineage: Eukaryota; Metazoa; Arthropoda; Insecta; Diptera; Drosophilidae.
AACUUCAGUGUCAAGUUUAGCUCCUGUCGUGAUCAGUGCAAACAUCCUUUUAAACCGUUCCUCCCGCCCGUUCGUGGAUUUAAUCAAAAGCUUAGCCAACUACCACCCGAUAACAUGAAGUUCAGUACUGCUUUGGCUCUGCUGGUGAUCGCCGGCAUCGUCGCCUCUGGCGACGCCCUCCCGGCGCGGAAGAACCGGCAAUACCUCAUUCCAGGAAUGGUAUACUACCAGCAGCCUGCCGCCGCCGAAUGGUAUGGCUCCGUCCCGCAGCAGCGCGUCAUGUACAUGCAAUACGUGCAGCCAGGUCGCACCCACGCCCGCUCUACACAGGCGGCCAGCGCGCUCGUGGCCGGCGAAACUGUAGCCACCGGAACCUACUUGAGAGAUUGCAAUCACGCAGAGUCUGAUGUCAGUGCCGAGGGAGUUCAGGCCGAUGAUGCCUUGACCGCUGCUGGUGCCCACAGUGCCACAUCCGUGGCCGAGGCCUAUCCAGACUCUGAGCCCGUCGUCCAGGUCGCCAUCAGUGCCGACGCAGCGCCACAGGUCGAAAACGAGGCAGAACCUGCUCCAGAAUCGAACCCCUCGGAGAACGACGACGCCUCUAAAGUACCCCGAGAUCUUGUGUUUACUGAUGAGGAAUCUGUUGCCGCUGUCCCCGCUGCUGCCCCUGUCGCCGACGAGGAGGUUAUUACUGCGCCUGUUGCCGUCGAGUCAGAACUGCCCGCACCUAUUGCUCCAGUAGCCAGCGUCGUCCCUGCCAACCGAUACCUGCCCGCCAAGAAGAAGGUCAUCGUCGAGUUGGACCAGUCGCCGGAGGAAGAUGAGGAACCCCAGGCCGCAGCUAUUGAGGAUGAAGAGGAAGUUGAGAACGCCGUGUCUGACGAUGUCGAAGAAGACGAGGAACAGCUGUCCGCUCCCGUCAAGCCAGUCAACCCUGUGCGCGUGCCAAACGCUCGCCGUCCUGCAGCCAAAAAACCCGUAAAAGCUUCUCCGGCCGGAGGUAAGCCCUCCAAGAAACCCUCCGCUCCCUUGCCUGCCGGCACUUUCUUCCCCAUUGACUUCGGCGGCACCAACGGAGGCGCUAUUGCCAUCGCGAAUUCCUUUAGUACCGGUGAGGGCGGAUCCGCCACCAGCCACGCCAUCGCUUACGGCUCCCCCGAAUCAGCCGCCCGUCGUGUGCGUCCCAAUCCCAGCAAGUUCCGUCACUAAACGACCAAGUGUCCGUACCGUAUCUUGCUAACGCCCGCAUCUCGCAAAAGGCACUCGAUUCUAAAAAGUUCCCGAAGUUAACCAGUAAACUAUUAGCUAAAUUGUAAAUCUUUUGAACGUUUUCAAGUAAAGAUCU